Aphidius gifuensis is the source of this 3966-nucleotide messenger RNA. RefSeq names its product probable WRKY transcription factor protein 1. NCBI's taxonomy places the organism in Eukaryota, Metazoa, Arthropoda, Insecta, Hymenoptera, Braconidae. The record is from RefSeq and is a predicted model, not a curated record. The transcript is spliced from 5 exons. Bases 356 to 3901 code for a protein of 1181 amino acids.
UAUCAUUAUUACUUUUUUUUUACUUUCAAUAUAAAAAGGAAAAUAUACUUUAUAUCUUUAUUUAUCUUCAUUAGAAGUGAGUGUACACCAAUAGGUUUAGAGGUAGAACAAACAUAAAUAUUUUUCAUCACGUGUGUGUGUGGGGUUUUUUUUAUGGAGAGGGGAAAAAUAACUGGAGCUCAAAUCAAGCUGAUCUUCAGAAAAUGAAUCAGUAUUAAAUUUUACCUUAGAGUGUGUGCAAGUGACAAUGUACAAUUUUUAAUCAUAAUGUUUAUUUAAUUUUAAAUUAAAAAAAAUUGUUUAUUUGAAAAUUUUUUUACUUUAAAUAUAUAUUUUGAAUUUUAUAAUUGAUAAAAUGUUAAUUUAUCCAGUUGUGGUAAUUUUAUGGCUGGCUGUAACUACCAUCGCAACCCCUUCAGCUAACGUCAAACAAACCGUCGACGAUAAGAAAACAGCAGAUUAUCGUUAUGGAUAUAAUAUUGAUGAGAAUAAUGAAAAAGGUUAUGGUAAAACUGAAAUGAAAAAUGGAGAUUCAGCAAGUGGUAGAUAUUUUAUAAAUGGUGAAGAAUCAUAUACCGAUGUUAAAUAUGUUGCUGACAAGUUGGGAUAUCAUCCAGUUGUCAAAUAUAGAUCAUCAAAUGGAAGACGUGCCACUACCACACAAUCAACAGUCAAUAGAAAUGCACAAAAGUUACAACAAGAUGAAACAAAUAUCGAGAAUCCAGUUAAAUUGACUGGAGAUAGACAAGCUUCAUUGGAUACCAAAUCAGUGCCAAUUGAUCAGAACAAUAAAUCCAAUGAGAAAACUACCUUUGCUGAGUCAUCAACGUCAAUUACAUUCAUUAAAAAUAAUAAAAAAAAAAUUAAUGAAAACAUUAAAAGUACAUUAGUCAUUGAAAACUCUGGUAGUUUUGGUAAACGUGUACCUAAUACCAAAAUUAAUAUAACAAAUAAUGUAAAUAAUAAACAAAUUGAUGAUUUAGAAAGUUCAACGACAAGACAAAUAGCAUCGAGUGUUAUUUAUUCAACACCACCACCAACACUACCACCACCAACAACAACAACAACAACAAUAAAACCAAUUAAAAGAAAUAUUAAUGAUGAAAAAGUAUCAAUAUCAUUGUCAAAUAAAACUCGUAAUAGUCCAACUAAUCGUUUACGUGAGUAUCUAAGCUCAUCGACAUCAACAACAACAACAACAACAACAUCAACAACAUUACCAGCACCAUCAUCAUCACAAGCACCAAUACGAUUAUCAGUACGUAAAGUUUUAAGAAACAGAAAUUUAUCACAUAAUAAACCUGAUAAACGAAAAACUGAUAACAACAAAUCAAUUGAUAAUUUAAAUAAUAAUAAAUUAUCAGAAAUAGUGAGUGAAUCAAAAAGGUCAAAUAAAUUUGAAAAGCCUAUUGUUGUUGCUGAAGUUCCAAGCUAUGAAUAUAGUACAACAUUUCCAUGCACUGACGAUAAUAAUGUAUCAGUUACCACAGUGAAAACUGACAUUGACAGGGAGUCAAGUACAGUGAACUAUUCAUCAAAUAAACAAGACGUUGUUACUCAAAAAUUUACUGAUUAUGAUCGUAUUACAACGUCAUCUUUAAUAUUAAAUCCUAUACAAGCUGGAGUAUCUUUGAUAAACUUAGAUGAAACACAUUCAACUGUUGAAGAACCUCAGGCUAGUGUCAGUCAAACACCAGUUAUAACUGAUGCAACAGUAACAUCAUUUGUAACUCAACCAAUACAAGAAAUAAAUAAAAUAACAACAGAAUUACCAACUAUUUCAACAACUGAAAAAAUAAUUGAUAAUGAAUGGUCAAAUAAAAUUGAAAAUUUAAUUGAAGUUACAAGUCAGUCGACGUUUAAUCAAGACAUUAGUAUACCACAACCAAAUCCAACUGAAUCUUCAUAUGAAAAUAUUUAUUUAGAUAAUAUUAGUGUUGAUCAAACACCAUCAACAACCACACCAACUUAUCAAGAUGAUUCGUCAUUUGAAAUUCAAAAAUCUGUUGAAUUAUAUCACAAUUCACCUGUUGAAGAAAUACAUUAUCCUGGUCAAGCCAUGCCUCAAGUAUUUGGCAAUGAUUAUAAUAAAAAUUUUGAAUAUUUUAUACAACAACAACAACAGCAGAAUCAACAAGAUCAACAUGAUCAACAACAGCAGUAUUAUGAUCAACGACAACAAAAACAAGAAUAUCAUCAAGAGCAACAACAGCAGCAACAGCAACAACAACAGCAACAACAGCAACAGCAACAACAAGGAUAUCAACAUGAUCAACAAUAUGAUCAACAACAACAACAACAGUACGUGACUUUUAAUCAAGACGAAUCACAAUCAAUGAAAAAUACAAAUAAAAAACGUGAAGAAUCAUUUAUCAGUGAACAAAUACUUCAAGAAUUACACACAUCACCAGAAAUAUUAUUUGAAAAUGUAAAUAAACACAUUGAAGAAUUUAAUGAUAAUCAUGAAGUUGCAAUAACACAUGGAAAUAAUUUACAAAAAAUGAAUAACAAUACAGAAAAUGUAAAUUAUUCUGAAUCUCAAGAAAUUAAUCAACCGACAUAUGUUGCUGAAGUUGGCCAUGUUAAUACAGAUAUUAUAAAAAAUAUAAAUAAUCAAAAUAAUGAUAAAUUAAUUAUAAAUAAUAAUUAUCAAGAAUUUAUAAGUAGUACAGCAUUACCAGAACAACAACAACAACAAACCAAACAAGCAAUUAAAUCAUCAAUAUCAAGUACACCAUCAAAUAGCAUUUAUUUCAAUACAAUUGGACAAAAUUUACCAAUUGACAUUGCAAGUAAUAAUCAAGAUAAAAAUCUAAUUUAUACAAAUAAUAAUAAUUAUAAUAAAAAUAUAAAAAAUAAACCAGUUGAAGUUACAAUUGAACAAUCAUAUUCAAUACCAUUUGAUGAUAUUGUUGAUAAAAAACAAAUAAAAUAUCAAUUUAAUCAGCCCCAAAAUAAUCAAUAUUUUGUACAGCCACAAAAUAACCAAUUUUUCAUAAACCCACAAAAUAAUCCAGCUAAUAGACAUCAGUAUUAUCAGCCUGAAAAAAUGAUUGAAAAUUCAGUCCACAUGUUUAAUACAGUCGACAAGAAAAACGUAUUUCAAAUACCAUCACAAUCUUAUUCAAUUGGAAUUCCAUUAAGAUCACAACAGUAUAGAAUUGAUGAUACAAAAUAUAUUGAAAAUAGUCUUAAAAUACCAACGACAUAUGUUAAUCAAUAUCAAGUUGGUUAUCAACAACAGCAAUUGAAUAAACAACAAAAUAGUAACUCUAAUUUAAAACAAUACAAUCAACAAUUUAAUCAACAAUUAAAAAAUUUUUCACAACAAAAUAAUCAAUAUUAUAAUUUUCCAAGACCAUUGAAUCAAUAUGAUAAUAUGAUUCAUCAACAAACAUUUAAUAAAAGAUAUGCAACAGUAUUACCACAACAAAAAUUAAAUAAUAAUUAUCAACAAGUUGUUAAUAAUAAACAAGGGUAUCAAAUACAAUCAAAUUAUUUAACAAAUAAUAAUAAUAAUCAAGUAAUUUAUCAAAAUAAAUUAGUACAAGUUGAAAAAAAAAAUCAACAAUAUCCUGUCAAGUCAUUUGUACAAAAUUGUGUUAAUGAUUUGAUUGAAAAUAAUAAUAAUGAGUAUCAUGGUCCAGUACCAUUACCACAAAUUGGAUUGAAUCAUCAUCAAGAAAAUCAAGUGGUACAUCCGGCCAAUCAAGAUACACUUAGAUAUUUGGCAAAUAGUCCAAGAUUUAAUAGCCAAACUUUCUUGAGACGUACAAGAUUACCAGACACAUAUUAUCCAACUUUAACUAGUAAUUUUAGACAAUCAAAAAUGGAGUAUGGUUUUAAACCACCAAUGAUACCAUCAAUACAAUAUGAUGAACAAACAGCAACUCAAAUUUAACAUUAAAUUUUUAUAAUUAAAUUUAUAUACAUAUACUAUUUUUUUUUGUUUUUUUAUUUUUUUGU